This is a messenger RNA of Engraulis encrasicolus (European anchovy), 2182 nucleotides long. RefSeq names its product adhesion G-protein coupled receptor G5-like. Gene Ontology annotation, cellular component: plasma membrane. The coding region runs from base 220 to 2061 and encodes 613 amino acids. The transcript has 15 exons. The record is from RefSeq and is a predicted model, not a curated record. Gene Ontology annotation, molecular function: G protein-coupled receptor activity. Lineage: Eukaryota; Metazoa; Chordata; Actinopteri; Clupeiformes; Engraulidae. Gene Ontology annotation, biological process: adenylate cyclase-activating G protein-coupled receptor signaling pathway; cell surface receptor signaling pathway.
UGCUUUUGAGGAUUUGUAAAGACAUUAUCUUAGAUCUAGCACUAUUGGAAAUGUGAUGACUUCCAGUCAGUCCUCGUGACUGUUCACACAGCGCUGUUGCGGAGGUGUUAAAGCUGGCGUGUUUCAACUUCCAGGCAGUCAUGGAUCAACUAUAUCAAAACAGUACAUGUCAUUUGUUUAGCACUAUUUGCAUUUCUCAUUGCCUAUAGCCUACCACAAAUGCAGAGCCCGCACAGUGGAGCUCAGCAAAAGAACAGGUGGUCAUAUCUCAUAGACCUAUUUGACAUUUUAAGUCAUUUUUCAACAGCACGAGCUGCUCAAAGGCACAACUGUUGUAAUUCUUUGGGAAACAUACCUUUCUUCUUUCUACGCAGAAUGACAAAAUGGAUGUUGGUUGUUGCCCUAAUUUGUGUCCUGGUUGGUGAAAAAGGAUCCACUAAGGGUUCCUCUAGACCAAAUCCCAGACCAGAAUCAGAUCAUGGAAGUGGACAAGGCCACUGGAGUACCAAUAACAAGGGAAAGGGAAGAUGUCGACAAGCAAAAGGACAAGAUUUCCACAACAAUGAAUCGUCUCGCUGUCAAAAACAAAAAGGAGCAAACAUCGAAGAUGCAAAAGCUUGUAUGGAAGACAUCAUAAAGCUAAUGAAAGACAAAAGAAGACACUGCAACACUUUGAUGAAGCAUGUGAAGAAAAUGGAGAAGCUUUUGGAAAUCACACAAAUAAAGCAAUCAAUGUCACUGUCAAAAGAUGAAAUCGCUAUGCAUCUCUACAAGCCGAAAAAGACAUUCAGGGGUCUGCAUCUUGAGGCCAAUGACACUAAGGCUGCUGCAGGGGCGGUGGAAAACAGCUCGGUGCAGGUCGACCUCCCAGCUGAGCUGCUGCAGGAUGGAGAAGAGAACACCAUCAUCUUCUGUGUCAUCCACUCAGCCCCUCAGUUCCAGGACUUGGGUGUGUUAGACGGCCGUGUGUAUGGAAUCAGUGUGUCCAAUAAGAGCAUCCAUGGACUACAGCAACCCAUAAACAUCUCCGUGACUCUAAACAAGCAAAAUGACUUAAGGGAACCAGAAUGUGCAUUUUAUAACUCCACAACUGAAGACUUCAGCAAGGAUGGCUGCCAUACAGUCUGGUGUAAAGGGGAAGGAAGAGUCACCUGUUCCUGUGAUCACCUCACAUACUUCGCCAUACUGAUGGCGGGUGGAGAGGUUGACGAUGGCCAUGAGAAACCUCUGACCUACAUCACUCUGAUUGGCUGCAGCAUCUCCCUUACGCUCCUGCUCAUCACUGUCAUCCUCUUCCUCAUCCAGAGACGUAAGCAGUCUGACGUCUCCAGGCGUGUGCAUGUGAACCUGGCUGCAGCCCUGAUACUGUUGAAUGGCCACUUCCUGCCCAACUCCUGGGUUGCGUCUCUGGCGGCCCCUGCUGGCUGUGUGUAUAUCGCGCUCCUGUUGCACUACUCCCUUUUGGCCACAUUUGCCUGGAUGGCAGUAGAGGGUUUCCACCUCUACAUGCUGCUGGUCAGAGUGUUCAACAUCUACAUCAGGAGAUACCUGCUCAAGCUGGCCCUGUUCGCAUGGGGUGUCCCUGCUGUCGUGGUGCUGCUGAUCUUCCUAAUUGACAGAGAUGCCUAUGGACUGGUCGCUAUCCCCUCUGAGUCCAACAGCACAGUAUACAUGUGUUACGUGCGUAACGAUACUGUUAAGUGGGUGAGUGUGUGUGUGCCAGUGGCACUGCUCUUCCUCUGCAACGGUGCCGUGCUGCUGGUGACGGUACAUAAGUUAUGGCGCAUGCGGGCAGAUGGCGCCCCCUCUGGUGGGAAGUGGAAGGACACCUGCUGCAUCAUGGAGUGGAAAGACGCCUGCUGCAUCAUGGCCAUCUCCUGCAUGCUGGGCCUGACCUGGGCCAUUGGCCUGCUCAGCUCCCUCUCCCUCACCGCCACAUACCUCUUCUGCAUACUCAACUCCCUACAAGGUGUCUUCAUCUCGAUCUGGUUCCUCGCAUCACAACGCUCCCAGAGCGAAGACACACCCAGCAGCACCAACACACAUACACAUACUACAUAGACACACUCACGCACACGCACACACACACACAAACAUCACAAUGCUACCAGAAGCAUGUACACGCACAGUGUCUCACAUGCAUGCACACACACAAGCACACAAUAUGUACACACACACACAC